CGUGCAAGUGCUUUCCUGGGGAUAAACUUCUUCUCCCUCCUCCUGCUCCAUUGAUCUCAGGCCCUGUGGUGGCAACUGCUCUACCUGAUGAAAAUGUUUAGAAGAUGAGGGACAGGCAGUCCCCUGUGACGCACAACUGGGUCUCUCCUUUGCCCCUCCAAUGGAUAAUUAAACACACUUCUGAGUGCACGAGGCAGGCGCUAGCCUCCGGGCUCAGCCUGAUCGCCUUCAUCCUGCUGCUGAUCAUGGCCUUCUCUACGAAAUGGCUGUGCCUGCCUUCGAUCCGCUUCUACCAGCGCUGGCCCGCAAACGCCAGUAACGGAAUUUACACAUCAGCUGUUGUCAUGUCCAUGGGGCUCCUGCACAUCUGCAGGUCUGAGGGCUGUCCCGGCUCAGACGACAGCGAAGUUGCCUUCAUUUUCUCCACCCUCUUGUUGUUUCCUAUUAACGUCUGGAUCUUUGAGCUGAAGAGGAACUUAUCAAUCCCCAUUGGAUGGAGCUAUUUCAUUGGUUGGGUGGUGUUUGUCCUCUAUGUCACCUGUGCGUUCCUCUGCUACUUCAACAAUAAAAAUUUCUGGAGUCUGAUUUUGAGCCAUUCCCCUGGCACUGUGUCCUGCAGCAGCAGUACCAGGGCAAUUUCUCUGAAUGACCCAAUAGUCUCAAACAUCUCUGUCAUCCAGAAAGGAGUCCUGGAUCCUGAGCAAGAGAAGGGAUCUCUGUAA
Molecule: messenger RNA, 722 nt
Organism: Pteronotus mesoamericanus
Lineage: Eukaryota; Metazoa; Chordata; Mammalia; Chiroptera; Mormoopidae
Gene: ODF4
Product: outer dense fiber of sperm tails 4
Exons: 5
Coding region: 105-722 (205 amino acids)
Source: RefSeq, a predicted model, not a curated record